This is a messenger RNA of Hemicordylus capensis (graceful crag lizard), 3761 nucleotides long. RefSeq names its product procollagen-lysine,2-oxoglutarate 5-dioxygenase 3 (gene PLOD3). The transcript has 19 exons. Gene Ontology annotation, cellular component: endoplasmic reticulum. Bases 86 to 2305 code for a protein of 739 amino acids. NCBI's taxonomy places the organism in Eukaryota, Metazoa, Chordata, Lepidosauria, Squamata, Cordylidae. Gene Ontology annotation, molecular function: procollagen-lysine 5-dioxygenase activity; procollagen glucosyltransferase activity; L-ascorbic acid binding. The record is from RefSeq and is a predicted model, not a curated record. Gene Ontology annotation, biological process: peptidyl-lysine hydroxylation.
CCCAACCCUGCCGAUCGCGAGAGCUGAAAAACCCCGGGCGGGCCCCAAAUUCCCUUGCUCAGCGCCUGCCUGCUUUGCCUGCACCAUGGAGCGGCAGGGAAGCGUCUUCCCAGGCGCCGCGAUCGCCGCGAUCCUGUCAGUCCUGGUGAUGGGCGCAGCUGCUACGAAUGGGGAGCAAGAGACUGUGGACCCGGGCAAACUGCUUGUACUGACAGCUGCCACAGAAGAGACAGAGGGCUACCAGCGCUUCCUCCGGACAGCCAAGUAUUUCAACUACACUGUGAAGACUCUUGGUCUAGGUGAAGACUGGAAGGGCGGGGAUGUGGCCCGGACCGUCGGUGGAGGACAGAAGGUCCGUUGGCUGAAGGCCGAAAUGAAGAAAUAUGCAAAUGACGAGGACUUGGUUGUCAUGUUUGUGGACAGCUAUGAUGUGAUCCUGGCCGGGAACCCUAUGGAGCUUCUGUGGAAGUUCCUGAGGUUCAAGAGCAAGCUGAUCUUCUCAGCAGAGAGCUUCUGCUGGCCAGAAUGGUCACUGGCUGAGAAGUACCCACCCGUGGCAGUGGGCAAGCGCUUCCUCAAUUCCGGAGGGUUCAUUGGCUACGCCCCCACCAUCCACCGCAUCGUCCAGCUAUGGAAGUACAAAGAUGAUGACGAUGACCAGCUCUUCUAUACGCGCAUUUACUUGGAUGCUGCCUUACGGGAGAAACAUGGGAUCGCCCUGGAUCACAAGUCCAGAAUCUUCCAGAAUCUAAAUGGAGCCAUUGACGAGGUCGUUCUGAAGUUUGAACAGACCCAAGUGCGUGCCCGGAACGUUGCUUACGACACCCUUCCUGUUGUGAUCCAUGGCAAUGGCCCUACUAAGUUGCAACUGAACUACCUGGGGAAUUAUAUCCCCAAUGCCUGGACGUACGAGGGGGGCUGUGAGGUGUGUGAUGAGGGACUCCUAGACCUCUCUGGCCUGGAGGACGAAUCCUAUCCCCGGGUGCUGCUCGGUGUCUUCAUUGAACAGCCCACCCCUUUCCUGCCUCAGUUUCUGCACCGGCUCCUGAGCCUCGAUUACCCUUACUCUCAGCUCCGCCUCUUCAUCCACAACCGGGAGGUGUAUCACGAGCCACACAUCCAGGCUGAGUGGGAGCACCUGCGAGGGAGCUUUGACAGGAUCAAGCUCGUGGGGCCGGAAGAAGAGCUGAGUGAGGGCGAAGCAAGAGAUAUGGGCAUGGACCUCUGCAGACAGGACCCGACCUGUGACUAUUACUUUAGCCUGGAUGCUGAUGUAGUUGUGAUGAAUGCGGAGAUCUUGCAGAUACUUAUCCAGGAGAACAAGAAGGUGAUUGCCCCCAUGAUGUCCCGGCAUGGCAAGCUCUGGUCCAACUUUUGGGGGGCUCUGAGCCCCGAUGAAUACUACGCCCGCUCUGAGGACUACGUGGAGCUGGUGCAGGGCAAGAGAAUCGGGGUGUGGAACGUCCCCUAUAUCUCCCAAGCCUACCUUCUACGUGGGGAGACCUUGCGCCGUCAGCUGCCCCAACGCUCCGUCUUCACUUUGGACGACACGGACCCAGAUAUGGCCUUUUGCAAGAGUGUGCGGGAGAAGGGCAUCUUUCUCCACAUCAGCAACCGGGAUGAGUUUGGCCGCCUCCUUUCCACGGCCAGGUUCAACAUCUCCCGCCUCCAUCCUGAGCUGUGGCAGAUUUCCGAGAAUCCCCUGGACUGGCAAGACAAAUAUAUCCACGAAAAUUACUCUCGGGUGCUGGAAGGAGAAAACUACGAACAGCCCUGCCCCGACGUUUACUGGUUCCCAGUGUUCACCGACCAGAUGUGUGACGACCUAGUGGAAGAGGCAGAACACUUCGGCCAGUGGUCCGGAGGGAGGCAUGAGGAUACCCGGCUGGCUGGCGGCUAUGAGAAUGUCCCAACUGUUGAUAUCCACAUGAACCAAAUUGGCUUCGAGAAGGAGUGGCUUCAGUUCCUGCAGGACUACAUUGCACCCGUCACCGAGAAGCUCUAUCCUGGCUACUACACCAAGGCUCGAGCAAUCAUGAAUUUCAUGGUCCGGUACCGACCAGAUGAGCAGCCGUCUCUGCGGCCCCAUCACGAUUCCUCCACGUUCACUAUCAACGUCGCUCUUAACCAUAAAGGGAUUGACUAUGAGGGGGGUGGCUGCCGCUUCAUCCGCUACAACUGCAAAGUGGAAUCUCCCCGCAAAGGCUGGACCCUGCUGCACCCCGGCCGCCUGACGCACUACCACGAAGGCCUCCCCACCACCAGCGGCACCCGCUACAUCAUGGUCUCCUUUGUGGACCCCUAACGCCAGCUUCACCCCCCUGGGCCCUGGGGCGCUGAGUGGGCCACAGCAGUCAACACACUGAAAGCUGGAGAUUUGGGGGGGUAUGCAGGGGGGUUUCCUCCUCCUUGGCCCGACUGCCCCUUUCCUUGGUGCCUUGAAAAAGGAGGAAGAUGGACAGUACGCACCCAACACAGCCCUGCCUAGCACUGAAACUGGGUCACCACUAGUGCCAGGAGCCCGUCGCUGCUUCUGGCUGCGUUUCACAAAGCCCCAAGGCAGGAGAAAGACUACCAGUUGAUGGAGCCUCUUACUUUUCUGGCAAAAUGUCACUCGGGCUGGGUGUGCCCCCUUAAUAUGGCUCCUACUUGAGACAGCCUCGAGCCCGUUAGCAUCUGAUCGUGUUAACAGUAGCAUCAUGAUUCUCACAACUUGACUCAAUCAAGACAACACUGCAUUUAUCUACAUAUCCUGAAGAUGGAGGAAUCCUACUACUUGCCUUGCCUUUUGCUCCUCCAGUAAUCCACUGUCUACUAAGGGACACCGUCUUGUCUAAGCCAGGCUGUACCCCAUUUGGGGGUGGUACCUCAUUUUUGUCAUGCCUGGGCUUGAUGAAGCAACAAGAGAACAUCUGAGCAACUGCAGAGUAGCUUUUUUUUUUUUCCCCCUCCCAUCACCACCACCACUCUAGGCCUGGCUGGAGAUUUAGGAAGAAAGGAUCUUAGGUGUGGGGCAUAACAUCCCCUUGAAAAUGACACUUUUCUCUGUCUUCAGAAAUUACAUGCUAGAGCAGACUGGGAGAAGGAAGAAAUCUCCCUUUCAGUCGACUGUGGGGAAGGGCGAGAUCAGGAGUAGGUGAAAAAGAAAUUAAGAUUGCUGUGAUUUGAAACAAACUCCCACUGUUAUCUGCCAACCACGUACUGUCCAUAUAUUUCAUGUUGACCGGAGAGAGUUGUCGGAAAAGGAACAGGAUUUGGGGGGGGGUCUGAUCAUAGCCCGGAAGGCCCUCCCCCCAAAACUUUCCUCUCCCUUAACAACUCUCCAUGCCUUAAGAGUGAGGCUUGAGUCACUCGCAUUCUUCAGAAUCGUAAAACACUGUGAUCAAGACAGCAGAUGCUGCACACACCUGUCUGUCCUCGGGCCAGUCCAGUGGGGUAAAGGUGAUCCCAAAGUGCUACUUUUGAAAGGUGUGAAUGGCGUCCAUGCAGCCGUUUGGGGCAGGGAGAAUGCCUCUGUGAGCCUUUGGCGUCCGGGGGGUGUGCUUGACCCAAGAAACGUCCCUGGAGCAGCAGGAUAGCUCUGGCCGGCGCCUGCUAGCCGGGGUCUUGCGCAACCUCCCAUAACCCUGUGGGCUUCUGGCCCUUGGCCUGGGCUGGCUGGGUGGGGCUGGCCUGUGUCAGCUGCUUCCUGUCUAAAGUGCAUUAAGUUAUUGGCAACACGGCUGCACAGCACACCAAAUAAAUCUACAUUUUAUACUAGA